UUGAAUUUGGUGGCGGCGGUCGCACGUCCGGUUGGCCGCGGAGCCGCUCCCUCUCAGCUGGAGCGGCGAGGUUUUUCAGCCCUUGUUUCUCGACCUGCAGCCUCCACCGAAGCGCCAUGGCUCCGUCUAGGAAGGGCAGCAAUCGAGUAGCCAAGACUAACUCGCUACGGAGCCGGAAGCUCGCCUCCUUUCUUAAGGACUUCGACCGUGAAGUGCAAAUACGAUCCAAGCAAAUUCAGUCAGACAGGCAGAACCUCCUCAAGGAGUUGGAUAACCUGUACAACAUCGAGAUCCUGCGGCUGCCCAAGGCGCUGCGCGAGAUGAACUGGCUGGACUACUUCGCUCUUGGAGGAAACAAGCAGGCCCUGGAAGAGGCAGCAACAGCUGACCUGGAUAUCACAGAAAUAAACAAACUAACAGCAGAAGCUAUUCAGACACCCCUGAAAUCUGCCAAAACACGGAAGGUAAUACAAGUGGAUGAAAUGAUAGUGGAAGAAGAAGAGGAAGAAAAUAAAAAUAAGAAUCUUCAAACUGCAAGAGUCAAAAGAUGUCCUCCAUCCAAGAAGAGAACCCAGUCUGUACAAGGAAAAGGCAAAAGCAAAAGGUCGAGCCAUUAUAACACUGUUACCCCAGCUGUGGGCCGACUGGAGUUAUCUCUGGUGAAACCUACUCCAGGCUUGACGCCCAGGUUUGACUCCAGGGUCUUCAAGACCCCAGGCCUACGUACUCCAGCAGCCAGAGAGCGGAUUUACAAUAUCUCGGUGAAUGGUAGCCCUCUCGCCGACAGCAAAGAGAUCUUCCUCACUGUGCCAGUGGGAGGCGGAGAGAGCAUGCGAUUAUUGGCCAGUGACUUGCAGAAGGUCGAUAUCGCACAACUGGACCCAGAGGCCUUGGGAAACAUUAAGAAGCUCUCCAGCCGUCUUGCCCAAAUCUGCAGCAGCAUACGGACUCACAAGUGAGGCUGCUCUUCCAAGAAGCUAAACUUGACAGGAUGGACCUUCAAUGGGCACUUCUGGGACCCUGAAGACACCUCUUCCCUUCAGCCUUAUUGUUUGUUUGAGUGUGAAGUUCCAGAGCAGGGAGUGGUGUCCCUCUUGGAGAAUUUGGGAAGCGAGGAGACACACUGUUCCCCCAUCAGUUAGAGAAAGCCAUGUUAUUCACACUUCCCAACCCAGGUGACAAAGACACUGCCUGCUGCGUCCAUGCAGUCAAAACUUCCUGUCAUUCUCCCGGCUGAAUUCUCCUUCCUGCUCUCAGAGCUGCCUCCUUCUGCCUCCUGUAACUCAGCCUCCUCUUUGCCGUGCCCUAACUCCAGUGGAGGUGGCGUGAAAGCAGCUCAUGUUCUCAGGAAGACCGCCUACUCACCCUCACCAGAGAACCCUCUGCAUCUGGCAUUUCCGUUCUGUGUCUGCUUGAGGCUGGGAGGUUUAGACUCAGAAGUGAGAGCUCUUGGCCAUGAGAGAGCAGAUCCAGAAAGCUGAGAGGAACUGUACACAUGGGGCCAGGACAGCAGAACAGGACGUGUCGCGGCAGUGACCACAGCAGAACACCUCUCUCCCUCCCACGCCCAUCCCCUCUUUCUCCUGUGGUGGGUACUAAAUGGGGCUUUGGAAUCUUACACCUGCUAUGCCCAAUCAUUUUUUUCAAGCUGACUUGUGGAACAGUGUUUUGUAUUUAUCCCUGUUUACCGACGACCAAAAAUUAGUUUAGAGGCAGCUUCCAUGUCUUGUUCCUCUACCUCUCUGGUUAGUGGGAAUUUGGAUAAGGGAAUUAUAGGGCUUAGCUUAGUCUAGGGUUUUUAUGUGAUUGACUGCAGAAGAACCAUCUCUCAGCUCUCCGUGGUCCACUGGUCCCUGCCAGGUCUAUAGACUUUGCAGAGAGCACUUCUCUUUCCUGGGGUUUAUUGAGGGAGUGGGAGGGCGCGGGUAUAACUUGACUGGUGGCCUCAUUCCAUUCCAUUUAUCCUCAGCACGUACUAGUUAUUUGGAGUAGCACUCAGUGCUCCAGCCAGCGCCUCUGCUCCAAGAAUCAUGCAAUGUGGUCCCAGACCAUGGGACUGAGAGGUCCUACCCCACACUCGAGGGCGCGCAGUGCUCUCACGUGUGACUCUUGGUUGUACUGUGUGUUAUUUUGCUACAUGACCAUUCUAGUGAUUCAGUCCUGUUCAAGACGUAUUCUUUUCACGUUGUUUUAUUCUCCCUUUCCUAAGACUUUUGUACAUAUUGUUUUCCUGAGUAAUGGUAUCUAUAAGCUGAUUUAUUUUAAUCAGAGCUACUGAAAGGUACCUGUUUUCAAUAAAUUUUGGCUUUAUUUGUUUUUAAUCAA
Molecule: messenger RNA, 2325 nt
Organism: Diceros bicornis minor
Lineage: Eukaryota; Metazoa; Chordata; Mammalia; Perissodactyla; Rhinocerotidae
Gene: CDCA8
Product: cell division cycle associated 8
Exons: 11
Coding region: 117-959 (280 amino acids)
Biological process (GO): mitotic sister chromatid segregation
Cellular component (GO): chromosome passenger complex; chromosome, centromeric region; spindle midzone
Source: RefSeq, a predicted model, not a curated record